Molecule: messenger RNA, 594 nt
Organism: Oldenlandia corymbosa var. corymbosa
Lineage: Eukaryota; Viridiplantae; Streptophyta; Magnoliopsida; Gentianales; Rubiaceae
Source: the annotation of a GenBank genome assembly
AUGAGGCCAGUGAUCAUCAUCUUUCUUCUUGCAAUUCUGGUUACCAUGAUGCCAUUAGGUAAUGGCCUCCCUGAUGACCAAAGCCCGGAAGCGGUCGAAAAAUGGUUCCAAAAACUUCCUCAGGCGAAACACCAACUGACAAAGCUUCACUUCUACCUUCACCUAAAAUUCACAAGCGAUCCUCCGGUGAGCAUCCCGGUUGCUCGGGCCAAUACCACCGCCAAGUCGCCGACAUUAUUCGGACAAGUGAACGCGUUGGACGGCCCGUUAACAGAACAACCGGACUCAUCAGAAACCAUUGGUUAUUCCCAAGGCCUGUACUCAUCCACCUCGCAAGAAGAAAUUAGUCUCCUGGUGACUAUGAGUUACGUAUUCGUCGCCGGUGAGUAUAAUGGCAGCACUCUUAGCGUUUUGGGCCGUAAUCCGGUGAGAGAAAAGUACAGGGAGAUUCCGAUUGUUGGCGGGUCAGGUGAUUUCCGGUUGGCCCGUGGGUUCUGCACGUAUAGCACUCUCUCUGAAAUUGCCAACCCGAAGGAUGAAAUCAUUGAAAUUACGUGUUUCUUCCACCGUUAUGUUAUUUCUGGUGGAGAUUGA